AUGUUUGCCGGCUGGAAGGAACCCCUUCCAGAAGGCAAGGUAGAUGUACUUCUCUGUCUGGAAGGAAACCCUUCCAGAAGGCAAGGUAGAUGUACUUCUCUGGCUGGAAGGAAACCCUUCCAGAAGGCAAGGUACAUGCUUGCCGGCUGGAAGGAAACCCUUCCAGCCGGUGUAAGACUCAAAAGUGGUUGUGAAAUCCUUUUGCUGAAUGGAGAAGGGGAUGGUGGAGGUGCAAGCUCUACCCUUCUAUGCUAUCAUAACAACAAGACCACCAAGCUCAGCUUGGCAGUUUAUAUAUUGUGA
This is a messenger RNA of Puccinia graminis f. sp. tritici CRL 75-36-700-3, 303 nucleotides long. RefSeq lists its product as uncharacterized. NCBI's taxonomy places the organism in Eukaryota, Fungi, Basidiomycota, Pucciniomycetes, Pucciniales, Pucciniaceae. The record is from RefSeq and is a predicted model, not a curated record. The transcript has a single exon. Bases 1 to 303 code for a protein of 100 amino acids.